Molecule: messenger RNA, 762 nt
Organism: Opisthorchis viverrini
Lineage: Eukaryota; Metazoa; Platyhelminthes; Trematoda; Opisthorchiida; Opisthorchiidae
Exons: 6
Source: RefSeq, a predicted model, not a curated record
CUGGAAUGCGGUGAAGUAUUGGAAGGAGAAUCGGGCGAGUUCCGGUCGCCAGGUUACCCUGUCGCUUAUCCAGACAACCUCAACUGUACAUGGACAAUUUACAAGCCCCGUGGGCUGAGCGUACUAGUUUUUCCGACGUUUGAAGUUGAAGAAUCGUAUACUGGUGAAAGGUGCGAAUAUGAUUUUGUCCAUAUUACCAUUGGAACUGGCGAUGACCAGGUGAUCCACGGACCUUUUUGUGGGUUCGAACCACCAGCUCCGAUUGUUUUUCACAAGCAAGUCACAAUUCAAUUUAUUUCGGAUGGAAUUCGUGCAUUCCAAGGAUUUGAAGCGGUAUUCCUUCUAGAACGCACAGCGAAGAGGAAACCAGAAAUUUCAACCCAGAAUAAUCUCAAGUGUGGCGAAGUACUGGACGGGUAUUCUGGACAGUUUCAUUCGCCAGGUUACCCCGAAAGUUAUUUCGAUAACCUCAACUGUACAUGGAAGAUUCGGAAGCCACGUGGCUUGAGCGAACUGAAAUUUGUGUCCUUUGAUGUUGAAGAAUCGUACACCGGUGAAAGGUGUGAAUACGACUUUGUCCAUAUUACUGUUGGAACUGGGGAUGACAAGUUGGUUCACGGACCCUUUUGUGGUUUCGAUCCUCCUGACCCAAUUGUUUUCCGACAAAAUGUCACGAUUAAAUUCAUUUCGGACAGCAUCCGGACAUUUAAAGGCUUUAAAGCUGUUUUUCGUCCAGUGAAAAAAUUCGGCCGGCGUGAGGCU